CCUGGCGGGGGGAGGACAGGGUUGCGGCGGGCGGAACGGUGUCUCCUUCACUUCGCCCUCCAGCUGGGGUAGUUGCACCCUGGCCCUGAGCGAGCCUAGCGGCCUCAGCUGCGAGCGGAGCGGCGGUAGCGGCCCCUCUCAGGAGACCACCAGAUCACCUCUUCCUGUGGCCUCGCCAUGGCGACCUACGGACAGAGCUGCGCGCGGCUGUGUAUUCCUCCAUCAUAUGCUGACCUUGGCAAAGCUGCCAGAGAUAUUUUCAACAAAGGAUUUGGUUUUGGUUUGGUGAAACUGGAUGUGAAAACAAAGUCAUGCAGUGGUGUGGAGUUCUCAACGUCUGGUUCAUCUAAUACAGACACUGGUAAAGUUACUGGAACCUUGGAGACCAAAUAUAAAUGGUGUGAGUAUGGUCUGACUUUCACAGAAAAAUGGAACACUGAUAACACUCUGGGAACAGAAAUCGCAAUUGAAGACCAGAUUUGUCAAGGUUUGAAACUGACAUUUGAUACCACCUUUUCACCAAACACGGGAAAGAAAAGUGGUAAAAUCAAGUCUUCUUACAAGAGGGAAUGUAUAAACCUUGGUUGUGAUGUUGACUUUGAUUUUGCUGGACCUGCAAUCCAUGGUUCAGCUGUCUUUGGUUACGAAGGCUGGCUUGCUGGGUACCAGAUGACUUUUGACAGUGCCAAAUCGAAGCUGACAAGAAAUAACUUUGCAGUGGGCUACAGGACUGGGGACUUCCAACUACACACUAAUGUCAAUGAUGGGACAGAAUUUGGAGGAUCAAUUUAUCAAAAAGUAUGUGAAGAUCUUGACACUUCAGUAAACCUUGCUUGGACAUCAGGUACCAACAGCACUCGCUUUGGCAUUGCAGCCAAAUAUCAGUUGGAUCCCACUGCUUCCAUUUCUGCAAAAGUCAACAACUCUAGUUUAAUUGGAGUGGGCUACACUCAGACUCUGAGGCCUGGUGUCAAGCUUACACUGUCUGCUCUGGUAGACGGGAAGAGCAUUAAUGCUGGAGGCCACAAAUUGGGCUUGCCCUGGAGUUGGAGGCUUAAUCCAAUUGAAAGAAACCUCUGGGAAUGGAUAUCAGAAGAUUUGGCCUUAAUAUAUUUCCAGUGUGACCAGCAGGCUUUCCCUCCCCCCAAGAAGGUGAUCAAAACAAAGGAUGAUCUAAACAAGAGCUGUAUUUUAAAUAUUUAGACAGUCACUUGUUAGCUGGUUCCUAGUUGAAUUGGUUAUCUAGUUACCAAUGCUGCAGUGGUGCAGUCACCUAUACAUUAUUUAAAUGUAUUUAACUGUUAAAUGCGCUACCCACCAAUAAUGAAAUAGACCUUUAUGAAAACUGUGCAA
Messenger RNA from Mustela lutreola (European mink), 1353 nucleotides. It is a transcript of the gene VDAC2, whose product is annotated as voltage dependent anion channel 2. Gene Ontology annotation, cellular component: mitochondrial outer membrane. Gene Ontology annotation, molecular function: voltage-gated monoatomic anion channel activity. Gene Ontology annotation, biological process: monoatomic anion transmembrane transport. Lineage: Eukaryota; Metazoa; Chordata; Mammalia; Carnivora; Mustelidae. The record is from RefSeq and is a predicted model, not a curated record.